Molecule: messenger RNA, 1503 nt
Organism: Moneuplotes crassus
Lineage: Eukaryota; Ciliophora; Spirotrichea; Euplotida; Euplotidae
Source: the annotation of a GenBank genome assembly
CACUUGUACAGUUAGUUCUCCUUGAGUAUACAUUCCUCUCUAAUGAAUUUCUUUCUGGUACUUGUACUCAUGCUUAGAUUUCUAGAAUUCUUACUGAACUUGUUAAAAUCAUGGUAAAUUAAAUUUCUUAUAGAAAGUAAGCAAGAAUAAUUUUACAUUGAAAAGUACAAACAAACUGACAAGACGAAUCAAAGGAAUGAGUCAAUAGGCUCAACAGGUCGAGGAAGGAGAAAUUCACAAGAAACAGGCCAAAUUCCUGCACCAUCCAAAUCAUGAGCAGAAUUAACAGCAAGGAAAGUUAUUGAGAAAGGAUAUCAUACUGUUCAGAGUAAUAAACAAAAGUCGAGGAAUAUCCUUCAGGAAUCACUCUUGAAAACUAUGCGAGAUAAGCGAAAGCUUAAAAUUAUGGAAAAGAGUAGUCGGAACCGCGCAAAACCGACUAUUCCUCAUGGGAUGAAGAGGUCUUCACAAACUCAUCGUAAAAUGAACUAAGAAGAAGUUGGCAGAUACAAAGAUUAGUUUGAAUAAAUCUUUGACCAAACUGAGCAAAGAUAUUGAGCAUAAAUUGUCAAGAAAUCAGGCUCAAAAGAGGCUAGUCCAGUCAAAAACUAGCCAUAAUUACACUUUUAGAAAGGAAAAACAGUAUGCACGCAAGAGUUCCAGAAGGAACACUGGAAAAGUUAGUUUCGGUGACUGUCUUAAGAAUUACCAAAUGAGACUCAAGCCAAGGAAAACUUUCAAGAGAUGAGACAGAAAUCAGAACUUACAGAUUAUCUCUAAAGCUCUAAAUUUAGGUAAGGAGAGGAUAGAGCAAAGCCCAAUAGAUGAAGAUCCAAAAAGAGUCAAGGAAAAUUUUUGGCUUAAAAUUGACAAUUCUGAUAUCUUUGAAGAGCCUCACCAGAAUUUGAGCCCUCCAAAAAGAGUGAUGCAGAACUUCAAUUUUUUGGGAGGCAGACCUGAUUCUAGCCCUAUUGUAUCAGCGAGGAACCAUAUAUCGAAGGAGUUCUUACAGAAUACUUCUUUGAGACCAAGUAUAAGUCAAAAGAGAAUGCUCAGGACAAGCUCUAAAAAGUCUGUGAGAUGGAGUUCGACGUUUGAAAAUCCUAGUAUUGCCAAGCAUUCUCUUUUACAGUCAUCCCGGAAGCAGCAUCCUACAAGAAAUAGUUCCAGAUGUAUGAAGAAAUCAAGCAGUUUAGUGUCUUUUCCAAGCCCUUUUAAAUCAAUAAAUUGCCGAUCAAAUACCUCAAGUUAUCAAAAACUGCCUGGAAUCAAUAUCGUAGCCCAGUCAAGUCAUGAGGAGAGCCAAGAAGACCACCUAAAAGACCCCCAAGAAGAGCCCCAAAAAGCGUUCCAAGUCUCUCCUUCACCCUCCCAGACCCCUAACCACCCCUCUGCUCCAAAAUGGGACGACUUCACUCAAAGUUUCUCCCUCUUCGAAAUUCCAAAAUCCGACUAAACUCCCUCUCAUCCUCUUCAAAAAAAUUUCAUUCCAAACCCCCAUUU